Molecule: messenger RNA, 1519 nt
Organism: Aspergillus pseudonomiae
Lineage: Eukaryota; Fungi; Ascomycota; Eurotiomycetes; Eurotiales; Aspergillaceae
Exons: 4
Coding region: 229-1392 (387 amino acids)
Source: RefSeq, a predicted model, not a curated record
CUGCAGUGCUACUUUGUGGCUCGUCCUCAUUCUUAACCUUACCUUUUUUUUUUUGAUGGGUCAGAGGAACCUAACAGGCAGCCAUCUCUAUACCUGGCCUGUAGCCUAUGAUGACCCACUGCAUCUGAAGCUUUAAGAUACUAGCUUAAAUAGCAGCAGCAGCAUUAGUACCAAUAUUCCCUCUGUUCUAAAUUGCCUGUCACUCAGCCAUCUCUGGCACUCCUCAGUAUGUCCUCCGAGCUUGGCUUGUCUCCUCGGGUUCUGCGUCUACCCAGGGCUGACAAUCCUGAAUCAUAUGUACUUGUUCAUAUCACUCGCACUGGCUCGUCUCUUGUGGACUUGAACGUUACGGCUACUGAAGGCGAGAACCCGUAUACUUGUACAGUGCAUAAGUCGCACCUACAUGAAUUUCGCUCCAAAAACUAUGAAGGUAACGACGAGGAAUGGGCGCAAAUUGUGUCACAUGUCUUUGGCCAGCUGGAUGAGUCCGACGCGAAGAUGAAGAAGCUGUGUGGUAUUGAAUCGUCGGCUAGCAUCAUUGGAGCCAGUGACGCCGAAGAUAAGGAGCUAGUGAUCACUAUUCGAAAGAGGAUCCAGACCAUAACUCAAAGACUUGGAUCCGUGACUCUCAGACAAGAUGACCAGCAAUCUAUCCAGCUCUUUGACUGGGCAGGGCUUGCUGCCGUCAGGGCCUAUACCCUUGAGCAGCGCUUCACUUCUUUGCUUGCUCGCUACCGCAGUGCUGAGACCAUGAUUAGACAACUCAACAAGCAGCUCGAGGAGUUCGUUUCCGCGAAGACACAGCACGAAGAACAACUAAUAGUCAAUUUUCUCCAGCUGCUGAACGAAAAGAAGCUCAAGAUACGCAACCAGCAACGCCUGCUAGCCACUGCAAAAGUAGACCCAGAAAAAGUGUCUUGCAUUCAGAAUGCAACAUCAGAUCAGCAUCUCCGACCGCACAAAAGUAUCCGGGUCACGAAGCGUACUGCUGCGGAAAUGAGUGAUGAUGAGGCGGAGAGUGAAGCGGGAUUCGAAACAAUGGAAUUCGAUCAAACUAUGCACUCAAAUGACUCUGAGAAGGCCAAUGAAACGGCCGAUGAGCGAUCUUCAACACCUCAGCCUCUGGAGGAAAGUGACGAAAAUACCACAGAUGAAGGGUCUCCCGCGCCCUCAGAUCCGACCGGCAGUGAGGACGAAAGACAUAUGCUCGAACGUAGAGGUCCAACUGGUCGCUCUGUAAUUAAGGAACUGCCCCUUCCUCCUCCACGAAGAGAGCUUCCAUUUGCCAGGAAGGUUCAAACGGCCGUAACAAAGCCAAAAACACAGGCACAUCAGCAGGAGAAUAAUAAUACAGAGGAUACUGCUGGGGAGACAGAUGACGAUGAGCUAUGACUGGUAUCAGUAUGUAAUUAAUAAACAGUAUUUGGGCGUAUACCGCAAUUCGUGUUGCACUGAACACUUGUUACUCUUUAAUCUUGUGAUAACCAUCGUCAACAAGCUGGACACCCUUCAAUUUGUG